Molecule: messenger RNA, 1809 nt
Organism: Adineta steineri
Lineage: Eukaryota; Metazoa; Rotifera; Eurotatoria; Adinetida; Adinetidae
Source: the annotation of a GenBank genome assembly
AUGUUUUAUUCAAAUCAUGAUGAUCCAUGUAUUGACCGUCAUAAUCGUUAUCAACGAUGUAUACCCGAUUUUGUAAAUGCAGCUUUUCAUAAAUCAAUCUAUGCAUCAUCAACAUGUGGUAAUCCUGCAAAAGAAUUUUGUUCAAAGAAAAAUGUGUGUCAUUUAUGUGAUAUAUCACAAAUAAGAACAAGUUAUCCAACUGAUUAUUUAACCGAUAUUAAUAAUCCAAAUAAUUUAACAUGUUGGCAAUCAGAUAUAAUUAAAUCUGGAGAAAACGUUUCAUUAAUAUUAUCAUUAAAUAAAAAAUUCGAAUUAACUUAUAUUAGUUUACAAUUUUGUUUAGAUAAUAAACCAGAAUCUAUGGCUAUUUUUAAGAGUAUGGAUAUGGGUUCAUCUUGGAUACCAUUACAGUAUUAUUCAAAUAAUUGUGAAGAAAUUUUUAAUAAAACUUCAUAUGGAAUAAUAACACGUGCAAAUGAACAAGAAGCUUUAUGUAUUGAUACAAAAUCACAAUUAUCAUCAUCAUCAAUCAGUGAAUCACGUAUUGCAUUUAGUACACUUGAAGGUCGUCCAUCAGCUUAUGAAUUUGAUACAAGUCCAGUUUUACAAGAUUGGGUUACAGCUACAGAUAUUAAAAUUGUUUUACUCUCAACAAAUAUAGAUAAAAAUUUUUAUUCUAUUGCUGAUUUUGCUGUUGGAGGUCGAUGUAAAUGUAAUGGACAUGGAUCAAAAUGUCUUACAAAUAGUGAUGGUCGUUUAAUAUGUGAUUGUAAACAUAAUACAGCAGGUGAUGAAUGUGAACGUUGCAAAGAUUUUCAUUAUGAUCGACCAUGGGCUCGUGCAACACCACGUGAUGCAAAUGAAUGUAUUGAAUGUAGUUGUAAUAAUCAUUCACGACAAUGUCGUUUCAAUAAAGAACUUUAUCUUCUGUCUGGUCGAAAAUCUGGUGGAAUAUGUAUCAAUUGCAAACAUAAUACAGCUGGCCGUCAUUGUGGUUAUUGCAAAGAAACAUUUUAUCGAGAUCCAAAUUUACCAAUAACACAUCCAGAUAUUUGCAGAGACUGUAAUUGUCAUCCUGUUGGUUCACGUGGUAAAGUAUGUAAUCAAACAACUGGGCAAUGCUCAUGUAAAGAUGGUGUUAUUGGUUUGAGAUGUGAUCGAUGUAUGAAAGGUUAUCAACAAACAAAAUCACCUGUUGCUCCAUGUAUUAAACCACUCGAUACUCAAUCAUUAUCAGUAUAUAAUGUCUAUCAUCGAAAUACUGAUACAGAUGAAUAUCAAGAACAAGAUAAUGAUGAUAAUGGCUAUGAUAAUCCAACUACGACAACAGCAAUGACAACCACCACUACCACUACUACUACUACUACAACUACAGAAGUAGUUCGUCCAGUUUUUACAGAAUAUAAUCCUUCAAUAGAUAUGGGACAGUAUUGUGGUGCUUGUCGUUAUUAUAGUCGUCGAUUACAUGUUAAAAAAUAUUGCAAACGAGAUUAUACUAUACAUGCACGUGUAACUAAUCGACAUGAUGCUGGUCAAUGGGUAUCAUAUCUAUUAACUAUUAUACGUGUUUAUAAAGAUCGUCUUAAUCGUAUUCAAGAAAGUGAACAAUGGAUAUGGGUAUCACGUAAAGAUGUUCAAUGUGCAUGUCCACGUUUAAAACUUGAUAAACAAUAUUUAUUAAUGGGUUUUUAUGAUCAAAUGCAAACAUCAUUAAGUCUUGAUCGUACAUCAGUUGCUAUUGAGUGGCGACCACGUAUGGAACAACGAAUGGAACGUUUUAGAAAAUUUGAAUUAAAACAAAAAUGUUAA